UAACGACUCGAAUCUUCCAAAUUUGGAAUGCAAUUAAUGGAGGACCAAGAAUAUCUCUCAUUUUAGCGUCUCCAUGCAUUCACUUUUGUGUCCAAAUUCAUUUUAGCAAACAGGAAUUUUUACGUCAGGCUCAUUCUGAUAGUACGAUGACCCAAUGGCAAUAUGAAUUGUAGUAUUUUCUUUAAGCUUUUCUAUAAAUACUGAGACUCCAUUGCAUUCAGAACGUCACAAUUUCACUACGAGUGGAUCUCAUACAUACAAUAAUUCUCAAGAAAAUUCGCGAAAAUGGCUGAGAAAAGCAAGAUUUUGAUCAUCGGAGGAACUGGGUACAUCGGAAAAUUCAUAGUUGAAGCAAGUGCAAAAUCUGGGCACCCAACUUUUGCUCUUGCUAGAGAGAGCACAAUUUCUGAUCCUGUUAAGGGAAAAAUCAUUGAGGGCUUCAAGAACUCUGGUGUCACAAUAUUAAUCGGUGAUUUAUAUGAUCAUGAGAGCUUGGUGAAGGCGAUUAAGCAGGUGGAUGUUGUUAUAUCAACCGUGGGUUCCCUUCAGUUAGCCGAUCAAACUAAGAUCAUUGCUGCCAUUAAAGAAGCUGGAAAUGUUAAGAGAUUCUUCCCUUCGGAGUUUGGCAAUGAUGUAGAUCGUACUCGUGCUGUAGGGCCUGCAAAGUCUGCAUUUGCAACCAAGGCCCAAAUCCGCAGAGCCAUUGAGGCAGAAGGAAUUCCUUACACUUAUGUGUCGUCCAACUACUUUGCUGGCUACUCUCUUCCAACGUUGGCACAGCCGGGAGCCACUGCUCCUCCAAGAGACAAAGUAAUCAUCCCAGGAGAUGGAAACGCCAAAGCUGUCUUCAAUUACGAAGAAGAUAUUGGCACUUACACCAUCAAGGCUGUGGACGAUCCAAGAACAUUGAACAAGAUCCUUUACAUCAAGCCUCCUAAGAACAUAUAUUCAUUCAAUGAACUUGUUGCUUUGUGGGAGAAAAAGAUUGGCAAAACUCUGGAGAAAGAAUAUGUUUCAGAGGAACAGCUUGUGAAGCAAAUCCAAGAAUCUCCGAUCCCUGUCAAUAUCAUACUUUCGAUCAACCACUCAAUUUUUGUGAAGGGUGACCAGACCUAUUUUGAGAUUGAGCCAUCAUUCGGUGUUGAGGCGACAGAACUCUAUCCAGAUGUCAAAUACACCACAGUCGAGGAGUACCUUGAUCGAUUUGUUUGAGAUGUGAGAAGUGCCAGAAACAAGUUAGUCUAAGAUGUGAAAUUCUAAGGUGUAACUUCUAUCUGAAAUGUUUGUUUCCUUGAUCUUCAGUCGUUGAAUGACUGUUUUCUGAUGCUGAAAGUGUUGCUUGAAUAAUUCAACUUUGUUGCCAAAUGAAAGUUUUUUUAUUUGCUGCUUA
Olea europaea var. sylvestris is the source of this 1390-nucleotide messenger RNA. Its product is annotated as isoflavone reductase-like protein. The record is from RefSeq and is a predicted model, not a curated record. The transcript has 5 exons. NCBI's taxonomy places the organism in Eukaryota, Viridiplantae, Streptophyta, Magnoliopsida, Lamiales, Oleaceae. Gene Ontology annotation, molecular function: oxidoreductase activity. Bases 286 to 1212 code for a protein of 308 amino acids.